UUGCGUUUCGAUUGGCCAAUUGCUGGGCUCGUCAGCGCGUUAGAGAAGGACGAGAUACGUUCCAAAUCAGUGUGCAGUGCGUGUGUUGCACAGCACAUCAGCUGUAUUUGUAUCCCUGGAGAAACAGUGGUUACAGAGGUGUCAUUUGUAUCAAUUAGCCGCCGAUACGCAACACUGCGGAAUAGCAUAAUAAUAAUAAUAAUAAUAAUAAUAAUAAUAAUAAUAAUAAUAAUAUAACAUGCGGACGAGGUGCUGAAAUAAAAGCUGUCGACGUGAAUUAAACUCAAGAAGGGUCUGCAAAUUAUAUCACUGGCUGUAUCGUCAAGCCACUGCUGCUUAGUUCCGACCUCUCCUUCUCCAGGUGUACACAGAGUCCAGCGUCGAGCCAGUUUAGACUGAGAGGAUGGAUUUCAAACAGCUAGUUGAUAUUGGAGAGAAGUGGUGCUCCGGUACCCCCUUCGAUCUGAUUGCUGCAGAGGAGAACGACGAAAGACGGCUGGAUUUCUAUGCAGAACCCGGACUUUCGUUCUACGUCUUGUGCCCUGAUCUGAGUAAUGGUGCAGAUAAUUUUCACGUGUGGAGUGAGAGUGAGGACUGCCUGCCGUUUCUGCAGCUGGCUCAGGACUACAUCUCCUCCUGCGGCAAGAAGACCCUCCUUGAGAUACUGGACAAGGUCUUCAAGUCCUUUAGGCCUCUGCUCGGGCUUCCAGAUGUAGAUGACGAUGCAUUUGAGGAUUACCAAGCUGACAUGGAGGAGGAGGAACCAGAGGCGGACCACCAACAGACGGGCGUCAGCCAGCAGUAGCACAGCUGAGCCGAGGGGAGGGGGAGAGGUGGGGGAGAAGAAUACCCUGUGAAGCUGUUCCUAGACCCACUGACUCGAACACACCUCUGUAGGGAUUCGGUGGAGGAGACUUGGGAGAAUUCCACACACCCUUUCCUUUAAAUGUUCAACAGUAAUGUUUUCCAAGUAGUAUGGUAUCAAUAAGCUUAAUUUUCCAGGAAUCCUGAAAGUUUUAGUUGUGCAUAUGUAUUAUCAGAGUAGCAAUUUGGCACAUUUCUACUGAAACUGGCUUUGGUUCACAUUAAAACCUGGUCUGCCCAAAUGUUUGGCAGCACUGUAAUGUGUAUGUUCCCUGAAGACCAUUCUGAGCAAAUUUGUAGGAUGGUUACAAUGUGGAUGUUCAUGGAGUGUUGUACAUGAGAUGGCUAUUUUGCAGCCAUCCUGGCGAGUGGAAAAAAUACAGCACUCUGUGAACUUUCAUGGAGUAUUCUGUUUAUUUUCUGUUACAAUAUAUAGAAAAGAAAGUGUUUAAACCUACAUUAAACGGGUUAAUUGUGAGAAUAAUUGUGCUUAGAUGAAACUCAGCAAUGCAGCAUUGGAGUGCUGUGAUUCGUCCAGUUAUUCUGCCAUUUGAUUUGUUUUAAUGCAAGAUGGAUUCCAAAAUGUUCACUCCAGCGUUGAAAAGUACAUUAUUCAAAACUAGAACACUGUUGACAGCAGCAACAACAAACAAAGAGAAGGUUUUGCACAACUUAAAAAAAAAAAAAAAAAAAUCAGGAAAAGUUGUAUAUCAAUUUCAUAGAAAUCAUCUGCUCUGUAAUUAUUUUAAAAUGUCUUAAGAAGUUUUUCGUUUUGAAUAAACAUCAUGCAAAUUUGCUCAGGACAUCAGACAAAUUAAGAUAUUGUUGUCAAAAAGCUUCAUUACAGCCUAUUUGUAAAAAGGAUGUGUUUGCCACUGGUUUAUAGGGUAAUUUAAAUGUAAUAGUGACCUUCUAACUCUGCUGAAGUUUUUAUCUUGUUUACAGGUGCACUGUCAACCAGCUAAAACACUGGUGCUGUAGGUGAUUUUUUGCUGGCUGCUUCUUGGUAUAUUGAUCAUAAAUAUUUGUUUUUUGUUAGACCCCUACAGUAAAGUUGAGAAAGUUACCAAUUAACAAUGAUUUGGAACAUAAACUGUGGGAGUAUUUUAAGUACACAUAACCUUGAAAAGCACAGUAACCCGAGAUGCAACCAAUAAUGUAAUACCCAGUCUAAAGACCAGCUUACAAAGUGUUACGUGUAGAAGUUGAUCCGUGUGUCUUGUAGUUAUGGUAAGGGAUUUGCUGUCUGUGUUACUAGCUUUGUCUUGCUUGCAAGAAUAUACUGUUACAGUCGAUCUUAAACACAGUUAGCUAAAGACUAGUUUAAGGCAAUGCAAUUUGAAAAUGUACAGUAAAAAGGUUAUCUAACGUACAGUAAAAGGUAAAAUCCUUCCUGGGUAGAGUUACAGUGUUGUAAAAGUGUUCAAGCUGGACACAUUGGGUGUAGCUCACUAGCUGUAGGAGUCAUUGUGUACAGUGGGUAGGGGUUUGCCAAUGCAGGUAUCAGUACUCGUAAUUGCCUUUAAGAAGUAUUCACGAAAGCACUGCAGUAAAAUUGUCAGACCCGGAUGAGAGGAAAAUGUAAAUCAGCGCCUUAAUGAUUGGAUGUAUUUAAUUCCUGCAGAUAAAUACUUCUUAAAGGCAAUCACGAGUGUAAGCAUCAGCACACCCCUAUUACCGGGCAUAGAAAAUUUGCCAGUAAUUUCAUAGGACUAUGUACGUAUGGGCAGAGAUGCACUUCCACAUAUCCCUCGAGUCAUACUCUAUAGCUAUGUGUCACAACAGUUUUCAUCACAAUGGGAAACGUAGUUAUCUAGGUCUAGCUUAUUCUGAUACUCAUAACAAUCAAGCUGUACUUUCGUUAAAGUACAUUUUUUAUUCAGAUUUUAUUUUUAAAUAUGUGUGGGUUUAGUCCAUUGAAAGGCAAGCACUCAUUCACCGGGACACCCUAAUAUUCACAGGAGCAUCCUGACAGAUCGUUAUCAUUAACAAAUUUGACCUACGGGCACCUCCACUUUACCCCUGACGCUGUAGAAAUGUACCCCACAUAGGAGAUACUAAAUAGAAGUGUAGCUCAAAAUAAUGUAAUGUCAUCUUCUUGGUAAUGCUGAAAGCUUUUUAAUUGUCAUACGCCUUUUGUUGGGGCAUAUAGUAAUAUGAUUUUUUUUAUGAAUUACUUUAAGUAGGUUUUUAUGUAUUUAUUUUUUAAAAAAAAGGUCCUCCCAUACAAAGCCAGAUACAGAUAGAACCACAUAGUCCUGUUUUUUUUUUUUUUUAUCGGUAAUUGUGUAUGGAUGAACAAAACCUUCAAACCGUUGUGUUUCAGAGACAACCGGAUCUGUUUCUGGCCCUUGUGAUGACAGGCUGUCUUUCGGACAGUGGUGUUCUUCCCAGUUGUUAUGGGACUUUCUGUGACACCCUGGUGGAGGGACAGGUUUUCAGUGCACCUUUAGGGAUGAGGUUUAUUGUUUUAGAGUUUUGAUAUAAUAUAACUUAGGGUUAUUAUGAAAGUUAUUAAUGGACUGCAGAGCACAACAAAACAACAGAGAUAUUAAUAAUCCGGCUUAGAUCCGGUAAUAUUAUUCCUACAGUCAAUGGAGAGUUUUGUUUUAACUAGUUUAACUACGCUAUUUCUGAAUGUUAGUGUUAUUUUUCCAUUGCUUGAGUUGGUCUGAAUUUGGCAAAAUCAUUAAGCUCUUUAAAGGAGCUUAUUUUCAAAGCUUGGUAAUUUAUGUGGAGCAAAUGUCUGUCAAUAAAGCAAAUCAUAUUUUUGUUCAGCUUCACUUAAUUAAGAUAAGCAUGAUAUGCAUGUCAUAUAAAAUACAGGAGUGGAGUAGAUUUACUCAAAAUCAUCUUUCCCAGUUUUGUAAAAUGUCCCCCUCAGUGUAAAUGGUACAGUUUAGUUUAUUGCAGUUAAUGUACACAUUUACAGAUCUAUUAGUCACAGUGUGAAGGAACACAAAGACCUAGAUUAUUGUAAAACCUGAGCUCUAAAGGGGAAAUUAUGACCAAGAUUCAAUCUAAACGCAGAAGUACUCAGACUAAUACUACAAAAAUAAAUAAAUAAAAAUACACGUUUACCCAAUACUUGUGUUACCACUGUGCUCCCUCUUAGAGCUGUUCUGUGAUAAUUAAUGUGUGCGCACCAUAAGGCUGCAGUAUGGCUGUUUUAAAAUUACGGUGAACGGCAUCAAGAUUCUGUUGUCAUAACCCAGAAGGAAUGCCAAACUUUUUGACAAAACAAAAUCUUUCAGUGAAGACAGAAUUCUAAAGGUAAAUUCUUAUUUAACCAGUACAGUGCAACUGUAGAACAUUUUCAUAACAGCAAUAGCUGGAUUUUUUCAGCUGCUUUCCUAGACCACCUAGAUUACCUAAUGUUACCUUGGUUAAUGCAGUCAGGGUAAUAUACCUUGGCUAAUGUAGUCCAGGGUUAGUGUGGACCAGGAUCUAGGAAACCAGCUGAUUGUGUUUUCACAGAACUAACAUUUUUAAAUUAGGUUGCUGUUGAAACAAAAAUCUGUGAAGCACUUUAAAGAAGGAAAUGUAUGGAACAAACCUGCUGAAUUUGUGUAACUGUUUCUCUGAUAAUGCUCAACCAGAACAAACUAGAAGUAUGCUAAUCUGGCCUUAAUGGGCUAAACUUAAUGUACUCUGACUUCUUCCAUAGUGGGAACUUGACCUCUAACCUCUGUUUUAUGCAUAUUGAGCUGCUAGAGUAACCUUGCACAUUGCAGUAUGUAAAUUAAAGAAAUAACACUGUGGGUCCAGGCUUAACUGUUGCUGGUAAGCUAGCUCAGUCGGAUGUCAUUUCAUCAGUUGUUGCUAGACCGCUAUCAUUAACAAAGCCUCAUGCACCUAACUCAGGGGUGGGCAAUUCCAGUCCUGGAGGGCCGAUGUCCAACUGCCCUAAAUUACUUAAUUGCACCAAUUAAGUGCUUAUUAGAAGCUUAAUUGUUCCAUUGGAACAAACCUCAGGAGGGACACCUGCCCUCCAGGACCAGAUUUGCCCACCCCUGACUUAAGUGAUGCGUUCUGCAGGCAACAACCUUAAGGUUCUCACAGUGCUUGCUGUGUGACCCAGAUCUAUGUGUUCAUGUGUUUCUACUGUUUUUUUUUAUUGUGUUUUUGCUUUACAGCAACUGCCUACCCCUCCUCGGUGUAUAGAUGUUAAUGUUUUUAGUACUGAUCAAAGUACUGAACAUUGGACCUGCUUAUGGCUUUUUUGAACUUGAUUAAAUUCAGCUAUAAGGCUC
Molecule: messenger RNA, 5117 nt
Organism: Polyodon spathula (Mississippi paddlefish)
Lineage: Eukaryota; Metazoa; Chordata; Actinopteri; Acipenseriformes; Polyodontidae
Product: maturin-like
Exons: 3
Coding region: 404-805 (133 amino acids)
Biological process (GO): regulation of signaling; positive regulation of megakaryocyte differentiation
Cellular component (GO): cytoplasm
Source: RefSeq, a predicted model, not a curated record